Molecule: messenger RNA, 2053 nt
Organism: Portunus trituberculatus (swimming crab)
Lineage: Eukaryota; Metazoa; Arthropoda; Malacostraca; Decapoda; Portunidae
Exons: 2
Coding region: 311-943 (210 amino acids)
Source: RefSeq, a predicted model, not a curated record
CUCAAACACAUGAUGUGGAAGCAGCACCAGUUCACUUCGUGAGCUCCUCUGGUACACAUCCUAUCUCCCUCGAUAUGACGCGGUUUCCUGUGCAUGUCCUUUUGACAGUCGCCAUCCCUCUGGGUCUCACGCCGGCACAUAGGGGCCUCCUCGGAACCACUCUGGCCAACGACGAAGACUGCUCAUCUGCUGAUUUUAUUGUGGAGGAAGACAAUAUCACUGACAUAUUCACCGUGCAAGAAAACAUAUCUGAAAUGGUCGAAAAAAAAUCUACGCGAAAUUCGAGAAUGGUUUUAAAGGCGUCUCCUUGAUGGUAGAGAGCAUUGUUAUAAACGAUCAGUUUCCAGUGGAACAUUGCAGACAGGACACGUGGUUUCCUAUGGACAAUCAAUGUUUAAAAUACAACUCAUGGCAUGAAAUAAUAGUGAAAGUCCAAUUAAAACCCAAUAUGUCCCUGGAUUUGUUUGUGAUGUCUAAAGAGUGCAUCUGGAAUUGUCAAAUACAUGACAACUUCACGGCUUUCAAAAGUGUCACCUUAACUGCUCAUGGUCCCUCUAGGUGGACUACUACUACAAUUCUGUCCAACUCUUGCUCCAUACUGCCCUUUAAGCCGAGAAGAGACAUAGCGGAGAUCCCUUGCAAGAAUCCUCCUCCAAAAAACUGCACCGUACCCACGGCUUCAACACUCACCACACCACCUCCACCUCCCUCAUCAUCCAUAGCGGAAGAGGUGCUUGCUUCAUUAAUAGUGUUGGGAGUGGUGGUGGUGGUGGUGGUAGCGAUGCUGGUGGCUCGUCAGAUGCAACGACGUCGUUUAACACGAUCAGAUUCUAUGAUGUGGCGAUCCCAAGCAGCCGGGGAGACACACACCAGAGAGAACAGCUUGUAUGAAUCUUGUGACAACUACAUCAGCAGGGCAGCAGUUGCCAAGGGCAGACACUAGUAAUACGACAGAAACAGCUUGUACGAACCAUGUGAAAACUACACCGGCAGAGUCUGACACUGGCUACAAAACGGAGAAAAGAAGACACCUUGCACACUGGAAUCUCUACACCUUCAUGAACACACUAUGCUCUAGUCUACGGCACCCUGCUAGCACCUACGUGGAAUUUUCUGUUCUCUGUACUGUUCGUGUCGUAGCGCCCAGUGAAUGGUUUAUUAUAUUAUCAUACAGUGUUUUCCAACUACGGCAGACUUAGGUGAGAGGUAGGAAGCUGGCUUUUGGGGAUAACAUAAAGGAUGGAAAUGAUCAACUCCUUAUGUAAAUGUACAUACAUAUGCAAAUAGAUAAAGAAGAAAUAAAAUCUAUAGCAAGCAGGUGAAAGACGGUCUGAAAGAUAAUUUUUCCUGAUAAUAAAAUUUUUACUUCACAGAGAUUUAUCUCAACUAUAAUAAUUACAUAUUUGCAUCUUGCUCAUCGACUUUAUGUAUGAAACUCUCUCUCUCUCUCUCUCUCUCUCUCUCUCUCUCUCUCUCUCUCUCUCUCUCUCUCUCUCUCUCUCUCUCUCUCUCUCUCUGUACACUUAAAAGAUAUCUUAAGUUAUUUAUGAUUUAUUUCUAUUUUACUUACGUGUCUUUGCAUGCAAUUAAUAAUUAAAAAUAUUUAUUUUUAAAUGACUGUUAUUUCUUUCGAUAUUAUGUUUAUUCAGCAUAGAUACCACUGGUAAUAGAUUUACGUAAUGUAUCUAAGUAAUUAUAAUGUAUUUUGUGUAACUCAAACCAUCAUUUCUUUUAUGUACUAUUUUGUUUAGUGUGGAAAUAAAAGGUGAUAAAUUCCCAUUGCUCAACAUGGGAGAUUCCGGCCAGUGUCUGCUGAUCAUAAGCUCCUCCUACAGACUCGGGCUCUGUGCACUGACUUCACUUGGAAUGAAUAAGAACGAGUAAGAUGCCGUUUUCUUUAUCUGUAUUCUCUCAUCCUUGAACAGUUGGGGCUAAAUAAUUGAACCUGCACUCACUUCCAAUGUAAUUUACAGUCUCAAAUUGUCUGACUGAUCUACUGGCAGUCUCCUUACAAAAGAUGGCAAUGGCACAUUAAAGUACCUAAAACAUUAAA